Messenger RNA from Brettanomyces bruxellensis, 816 nucleotides. RefSeq lists its product as uncharacterized. Lineage: Eukaryota; Fungi; Ascomycota; Pichiomycetes; Pichiales; Pichiaceae. Gene Ontology annotation, cellular component: actin cortical patch; F-actin capping protein complex. The record is from RefSeq and is a predicted model, not a curated record. Gene Ontology annotation, biological process: actin cytoskeleton organization; barbed-end actin filament capping. Bases 1 to 816 code for a protein of 271 amino acids. Gene Ontology annotation, molecular function: actin filament binding. The transcript has a single exon.
AUGACUGACACAACAUCCCUUCAGGGGAUCAUACGGUCAAUGAUUGAGGAUGCACCACCAGGAAGUGCGGCACCUCUUCAAAAAGAUAUUAAAACAAUUUUGAACAACGAUGAUUCGAGGAAAGUAAUUGCAGAAGAUUUAAAGCAGUAUCAUCUUAAUAAGAACUACAAGUUGGUGAAGCUCACGGAUAAGGAUUUUGGAAUUAUUUCGAAGUACAACAAGUCCGGACUCAAGUAUUAUGACCCACUUUUAAAAUUGAAGUUUGAUUAUGACUUUGAUCAACUAAAAGUGAUAGAUAUAGAGGAAAACGGCGUGGAAGAAAAUGCGGAAAUCAAUGCUCUCAAUGAGAAGAUAUGCGAUUACGCUUUGCAGCACUUCCCUACCUUUUAUAAAGGAAUGGCAAUACAGGACGGAGAAAACGCAAACAUUGUUUACAUUAUAAUUGUGGACGAGAAUCUUAACGAUGCCAACUUUUACAAUGGACGUUGGCAAUCUUUUUACAAGUUAGACAAGGGGAAUGGCGAGUUAACUGGAGAAAUUACUGUGAAAGUUCAUUACUACGAGGACGGAAAUGUGGCGUUAAAUACUGGUAAGCACAUACACGAAACUAAUAUUAACGUUGAUAAUAUCGUGGAGACCAUUUCCAAGCUGGAAGAUGAGUUUGAGAAGGCGCUGCUCAAAAACUUUGUUGCAUUAAACGAGCACCAAUUCAAAAACUUACGGAGACAGUUGCCAAUCAACCGGUCUAAAGUUCAAUGGGGAAAAUCCAUCCGUACAUAUAAACUCGGUCAGGAUGCUGCAGAGGGGAGGAAAUGA